AAAAGUGGUCUGAUGUGACAUUGCCAUAGAAACGGAAAUUAGAGAGGGAGAAAAUUCAAACCGAGAGCAAGUUCGCGCUAGAGCGAGUGCCAGUCAAAACAAAACUUCUGAUCCACCGUUUUUCGCAAAAUUGAUCUCAAGAAAUAAGUUACUCGAUAUCUGGUCGCUGUGAAAUUAUUCCGCGUCAUUUUUUCAAUGGUUCUUCGCUGCAAUCGUUGCAACUCCAGUGUCAAAUUGUUUGUUGGGUUGCGUAAGUACACGUGUUAAGUACAUUUUUAAUCAACAGGUCACGCGAUAUGAAAGUGAAAAGUUCCGUAAACUGUGUCACUGCAUUUGUUUUUUAACUUUUCCCCCUCAAUGAAUUUGUUAAUAAUCGCUAACAAAACAGCGGAAAUGACGCAUAAAACAAGGAAAUACCUUAGCGAUAUUGCGUAGCUUGCGGUCGAAAGUUCACUUUUUGCAUAUUUAUGUUUGUCUUUUUCCAAGUAAGUUGGAACAAUAGCAACAAAAGAAGCGCGCAGACAAUUUAUAACAAGGCCAUUUAAUGUUCGUGAUGUUGUUAAUCAUGUUACAAUAUUUUGAAAAUAUUUGCUGUUUGAAUUAGCGCCCUCACCGGGAAGCAAAUUAAAAAUUAUCAUUCACACUGGAUCAGCUGAAGACGACAGGCAUGCAUAAAAAGGUGCAGAAAGCUUGGGCCUCGUCGUGUGUGGUAAUUCUUUCACUAAAACCUCGGUUUGUUUAAAAUUUGAACGAGUACAGCCAUACAAUUUUUUUUCCGGUUCUGAAGAGAGACUGCUGCUUCCGAUGUCACAAUGUUGUUUUCUUUGUGUUUAGGUUUUGUAUGCCCGUCCUCUGAGGAUCGAGGGCAGAAGUUUUGUAGACCUGGAUCAGUAAAAAUCUUGGGAUACAUAAAUAAGUCCGGGCAGGUUGGAUGAACACGUAAACCAUUCGUGCCAGGUUUCACUAUUAAACAGGAUUAUGUCUUGACCGAAUUAAUCCCGCAUGAUAUUCCAUUAUUUUACUCACAAUGUUUGGUUUUGUUCAGAGAAAAAACAGAUUACGCAGGUGAUGGUCUUGAUAUAUAUACAUUCUCUAAAACACUUGGUAACAGCUGGCUAGCAAACGAAAGCCAUUGGACAGAAAUGUGGACCUAAAAUUCCAAAUAUGUCAUGGAAUAUAACAGAGAAUUAUCUGAAAGGGGGCAAAUUUCAGGUAAUAUUUUCGCCUGAGGGGUGUGGGUAUAGAAUCGGUGAUCAAAAACGUCGAUUAAAAUCGGAGAUCAUGCGUUCGGUUUCUUUUUGGGAUGAACGUUCACCUCUGGGUUUUUUGGUGUUAAUCGGUGGGGCGGAUGGAGGGCGGGGCGGGGGGAGGGGGAGGCAGGGGGAACAAGGGUGAAUAUGGAAAAGGAGGCUCUGGCCAAAGGAGUCUGCUUUAAACUUCUUAUGAGAGGGGGGGGGGAAGUGUGCACCUUUUCUGGGAGGCUUUAAAAGGCUGCGGUAUUUUUGGGGAAGGCAAGUUAAAUCCUGGAGGUGUUAAAAAGAAUUAAGCUUGGCCGUGGUAAUUUAAGUACCCCCACCCCUCUCAUUGUUGAAGACACUGAUAAGACAAACCUAUCGCCCCUCCCCCUACCCCCUCCCCCUUCCACGCUGAUGGUACCACAUACAUGCAAAGAUUGCAGUCAAUGUCACAACGUAUUGGUUAGAUUAUUCGAACAUAUUAUUCCGCUGUGACUUGAACAAUGAAAACUGGGCAGUACGUAAAAUAUUGGAGGAUCUUUACAAAUGCUUGAGGUGAAAUUUUCCUGCCCAACCCUACUCGUCUCCAUGCGGGUGUGGCCUGACGGAAAGUCAUCAGCGACGGAACGAAAGAGUGGUUACCAAGUACAUUUGCAUAAUUUUACCGUUGCUCAAGUCAUUGCCUUUUCAACGUACUUUCAUGUAUUCUAGGGCUGUUUCAUCAAAAUGCCUCGUAAAAGAAGCAAAUCCAAAAUCUCUUUCAAGAUAUUUUCUACCGAAAACUAUUCGAAGUUCGCCAAUAAAUUUCCAUUCCUAGAGGAACGACAGAUCAAAGCGAAACUGCUUCAAGCUUGGAGAAACCGGUUUACUACUGAAACGAAAAAAGCCAAAGGCGAGUUCAAGAUCACCAAGCAUCUGAAUGAAGCCCCGUUUAAUGAAGCUAAGCUUGACACACCAGCGGCGAACAAAGAAGAUGCUUUUGAUAAACCACCUAAAUGCUCACCUCUUAGAACAUAUGCCAACAGACGUUACAACAAUGGAAAACAAAACCAAACUGCAAGUUCAGCAAAUGAUAAAUGUAACUCGGUUUGUGUCUCUGGCGCUUCAAAGAUGGAAGACAACAAAGCUUGGAAGGAGUCUCACACUGGCAACGAAAGAAACCAUCAAAACGAACUUAUCAAUCUAUUUGGGGAGAUAAACGCUGAACAACUUUUAAUAGAACCUGGAGAUAUCUCCGAGGCUGACAGCGAGGUCAUAACGAGCGCUUCUGUGUAUUUUAACCACAAGGAGUGGCUACAAAAACUGGACAAGGAAGUGCAGGAUGAAAAGAAAAGUAACACGGUGUCUGGGAUGUUCAAAUGGAGAGCGGACAAGAAAAGGAAAAUUUCUCAGAAAAACAAGGAGGAAAAGAACAGCUACGAUUCCAGAUUUCUCGUGAGUAAUGAAAGUGAAGGUUGCAGCAACUUCUUCAGUAUGUUUGAUGAACAGGAAGACAUCUUUCUUUAAUCAAGAGAACAGGGAUUGUAUUUUAAACAAUAAAACUGCUACCACGUAAACAUGCGUAAAGAGUUGUGUUACUUUGUUACAUACCUCUCCGCAAUAAUUUGUUUUAAUUUCCCUUACAUUCUUUUAAAUGGCAAAUCGAAGUAACAAACCUUAGUUAUAGUUAUAAAGUACCAAAAAAUCUUCUAGGCUUAAUUUAAUACCACAACGGGGAAAAAAUUACGGAAAUUUUUCUUCCUUUUAAAACUGCUAUGGAUUAUUGCUAUAUUUUUGUUGGUUUUCCAGUCGCACAGCCAAUCAACUCAAAGUCCAGGGUACACCAGAGCGGCUGAGAAUGCAAAUUGCACGUGCCUUUGCUGGCCUCCGAUUGGCUGAGGACCUUACAAAACCAAUACAACGGGGGCUUUCCAUUUGACCAAGAAAAAAAAAAAAAAAAAAAAAAA
This is a messenger RNA of Orbicella faveolata, 3181 nucleotides long. RefSeq lists its product as uncharacterized. Lineage: Eukaryota; Metazoa; Cnidaria; Anthozoa; Scleractinia; Merulinidae. The record is from RefSeq and is a predicted model, not a curated record.